Molecule: messenger RNA, 6758 nt
Organism: Orcinus orca (killer whale)
Lineage: Eukaryota; Metazoa; Chordata; Mammalia; Artiodactyla; Delphinidae
Gene: LRRN4
Product: leucine rich repeat neuronal 4
Exons: 4
Coding region: 1-2250 (749 amino acids)
Molecular function (GO): protein binding
Source: RefSeq, a predicted model, not a curated record
AUGUGGUGGGAUCUGCUGGUGCUGCUGCUGCUGCCGUGGACGGCACCGCGCCCGAGCCGGGCGGGGCCACUCCAGAAGGCCCCAGUUUUCCAGCUCACUCACCAGGGCCCCUGGGGGAGCGGGGCCGGCAACGCCACGGUCUCGCCCUGCGAAGGGCUCCCCGCCGCGGGAGUCACGACCCUGACCCUCACGAACCGCAGCCUGGAGCGCCUGCCGGGCUGCCUGCCGCGCGCGCUGCACAGUCUCGACGGCAGCCACAACCUGCUGCGCGCCCUGAGCGCGCCCGAGCUCGGUCACCUGCCGCGGCUGCAGGUGCUGACGCUGCGCCACAACCGCAUCGCCGCGCUGCGCUGGGGCCCCGGCGCGCCCGCGGGACUGCACACGCUCGACCUCAGCUACAACCUGCUGGAAGCCCUGCCGCCGUGCUCCGGGCCCGUGCUGCCCGGCCUCCGAACGCUGGCGCUGGCCGGGAACCCGCUGCGGGCGCUGCAGACCGGAGCCUUCGCCUGCUUCCCCGCGCUGCGCCUGCUCAACCUGUCCUGCACCGCGCUGGGCCGCGGCGACCACGCUGGCAUCGCCGACGCUGCCUUCGCGGGGGCUGGUGGCGCGCCCCUGGCUGCGCUCGAGGUCCUGGAUCUCAGCGGCACGUUCCUCCGGCGCGUUCAGUCAGGAUGGAUCAGAGACCUGCCGAAGCUCACGUCCCUCUACCUAAGGAAGAUGCCCAGGCUGAACAGCCUGGAGGGGGACAUUUUCAAGGUGACCCCUGACCUGCAGCAGCUGGAUUGUCAAGAUUCACCAGCACUUACCUCUGUCCAUACACACAUCUUUCAAGACACGCCUCUCCUACAGGUCCUUCAUUUCCAGAACUGCAACUUGAGUUCCUUCCCUCCUUGGAACCUGCAUUCCUCCCAGGUCCUGUCCAUCAACCUCUUUGGUAAUCCCCUCACUUGCAGCUGUGAGUUGUCCUGGCUCCUCAUGGAUGCAAAGAGGAUUGUCCUAAGCAGGGCAGCAGACACUGUGUGCACACCAGCUGCAGGAUCCAGUGGCACCUUCUCAGCCCCUCUUUUGCUGUCCCAGCUGCCAAGUGUGUGCCAUUCGGACCAAAACACCACCUUCCUUGAUUCCAACCCACCCUCCUCAGUCUUCUCCACCCACACACCAUCUACACAGGGUCCCUCCACCCUGCGGAGAACAGUCCCCUCUACCCAAUGUGCAGGAGGCCGACAGAGUGUCACCAAGGUGCCCUCCCUCCCUGUGGAUUCCCCCACACAAGCGGCGGGGCCACGGCACAGCCUUGCCGAGGACGGGGCCGUUCCCUCCACUACUGUCUCUCCAGCAAGUUCCAGCAACUCUGGCAACCCACCUAUGGCUGCGAGCACAGCCGGGACAGAGCACCAAGAAGAACAUGCUGCUCAGCUUGUCCUGGAACCUACUAUCUCAGCUGCCUCCACCCCAUGGGCCAGCAAACACCCUGGUCUCUCCCCUAUCUCCCGGAACCCAGGGAGCACGCCUCAGCCCGCCCGGGGGACACGGGACACCCCGCGGGCUCCCCACCCGCCUCCUUCCGAGGGCGGGAUUCCGGUCCUGCUGCUGGACGACUCCAGUGAGGAGAAGGAAGAGAGCGGGAAGGAGGAGGUGGGGGCGCCGGCCCGGGAUGAGCCCUGCGAUUACCACCCCUGCAGGCACCUCCAGACGCCGUGCGCAGAGCUGCAGCGGCGCUGGCGGUGCCGGUGCCCCGGCCUCAGCGGGGAAGACACCCUCCCGGACCCCCCCAAGCUGCAGGCGGUGGCCGAGACCACUGACACGUCGGCGCUAGUGCGCUGGUGCGCCCCCAACUCGGUGGUGCGCGCCUACCAGAUUCGCUACGCGCCCGAGGGCCGGCCAGGGAACCAGUCGGUGGUGGGGGACGUCUGCGCCACCGCGCGCCAGCACGCCCUGCACGGGCUGUCGCCGGCCACCGCCUAUCGCGUGUGCGUCCUGGCGGCCAACGGCGCGGGCCUGAGCCGGCGCGGGGCGUGCGCCGCCUUCAGCACCGGGCGCAGCCCAGCGCUCCUCGUGGCCGGGCUGGGUGCCGCGGGCGGCCUGCUGCUAGUCAGCACCGCGCUGCUGGCCGCCGGCCUCUGCCGCCGGGGCCGGACGCCACGCUCCCCGAACCGCCGUACGCAGCUGCUGGCCUACCGCAACCCCGCCUUCGCCGCCGAACCCGCGCCGCCGACCCCGGCCUCGCUCCCGCGGGCGCGCGAUCGCUGAGCACCCGCCGCGUGCGCGAGGAGAAGGCGGUACCCGGUCCCGAACUGCCGGUCGGCCCCGAGCGUCUCUCCCUCGGGCGAGGCCCGCGCUCCUCAGGCACACGUGGCACUCCCCGCGCUGAGUUCCUCAUUCCCGGGAACCUCUCUGCCUUCCCUUCCUGCUGCUUCUCUCUGUUCCGAGAAACGUGAUGGUUCAUGCUGCCGGGCAUCCCUGUGUGUGGUUUUAUUGGGGUUUUUCAGCAGUCAGUGCCCCUCAACGUCCGGUAGAAUUAGAAUUGUGUGUGGAAGUAGGAAGAGAGAAAACAAAUGGCGCAAUGCGGCCGCUUUUCUCAUAUUGGAAGCGACAUCCUCAGGUCAUUUCAGAGAAGUUCCCUCAUGGUCAAGCUCUGGUAAGGGUCCUGUUGUUAAAGGGAACGACUCCAGUGGAUUCUCAACCUGAGAACCGGUUAUGUUCCCUGAGGCUUUGCGGGUUCAUUAGUUCAUUUCAGGGUACAGUAGCAGGUGUGCUUCUAGCUUUAAACUGCAGUCUUUAGGGAACAUCUGUGAAACACGGGGAAGGCUGUCCUUUCAAACUCGGUUUUUGCUGCAUUUCACCUAUGUGAACUCCUUUUUUAAGGAAGCAUAAUAAUUAAUAAUCUCACUUUCAGGAAACUUUUUUUUUUUUCCGGUACGCAGGCCUCUCACUGUUGUGGCUUCUCCAGUUGCGGAGCACCGGCUCUGGACGCGCAGGCUCAGCGGCCAUGGCUCACGGGCCCAGCCGCUCCGCGGCAUGUGGGAUCUUCCCCGACCGGGGCACGAACCCGUGUCCCCUGCAUCGGCAGGCGGACUCUCAACCACUGCGCCACCAGGGAGGCCCCAGGAAACUUUUUUUUUUAAGAGAGAGAAGAAAUAAAAGGAAAACCUCAAGGCUCUGGCAAGAGGCCAAAGCAUUUCUCUGCUCAAAUUGCAUCAAACAAACCUUUUUUGUAUGAUUCGUAUCUGACUGUGGGCUAUGUCUCACUACACCUUUUUUUUACUUCUAUACAAACUUGGGGGGAAAGUGACUUUAUUAAAUUAAAAUGGGGGUCAUAUACCUAGAUUUUAAUUUUCUACGUUAGCAUUUAUGUAAGUUUCCUGUGGCCACCGUAACAGGUUACCACAAACUGGGUGGCUUAAAACAACAUAAGUUAAUUCUCCUACUGGUCAGGCCAGAAAUCCGCAGUCAAGGUAUUAGCAGGGUUGGUUCCUUCUGGAGACUGAGGGAGAACUAUUCCACGCCGGCCCCCCUCCCCCCACUGCCCCCACCCCUCCACCCGUGUCUGGUGGAAGCCAGCAAUCCUUGGGUUCCUGGGCUUACAGGUGCAUCACUCAUCCAUGCCUCCUUGUCUUGUGACAGUCUCUGUCUCAUGUGUCUAAACACCUCCCCCCUUUUUCCAUUCUUUUCUCCAGGCUUACUGAUAUAUAAUUGACAUAUAACAUUGUUUAAGGUAUACAAUGCAAUGAUUUGAUACUCCUAUAUAUCGAGAAAUAAUUAAAAUAAGGUUAGUGAACACGUCUGUCACCUCAUAUAGUUAUCUUGUGUGUGUAUAUGAGUGUAUGUGUGGUGAGAACUUUUAAGAUCUUAGCUACUUUCUAAUAGUACGGUAUUGUUAACUGUAGUUAUCAUGAACUUGUAACUGGAAGUUUGUACCAUUUGACCACCUUCACCCAUUCCCCACCCCACCCCCUACCCUUAGGGACCACCAAUCAACUCUGAGUUGCUUUUUUUAGAUUUCACACAUGAGAUCCUACUGAAUUUGUCUUUCUCUUUUUUCCGUUAGUAUAAUGCCCUCAGGGUCCAUCCAUGUUGUUCCAAAUUGCAAGAUCUCUUUCUUUUUUAUGGUUGAAUAAUAUUCCAUUGUAUAUUUAUUUUUUCUUUAUCCAUUCAUCCAGUGACACUUAGGUUGUUUCCAUGUCUUGAUUACUGUAAAUAAUGCUACAAUGAACAUGGAGGUGAAAAUAUCUCUUCAAGAUAAUGAUCUUAUUUCCUUUGGAUAUGUACCCAGAAGUCAAAUUUCCCUCUUCAUAUAAGGACACUAGGCAGUGGCUUAAGGCUCACCCAAAUCCAGUAUGACCAUCCUAACUUGAUUACGUCUGCAAAGACCCUAUAUCCAAAUAAGGUCACAUUCACAGGUAUUGGGGUUAGAACUUGAACAAUAUCUUUGAAGCACAAUUCAACCCACAACAGCAUUUUACUUCUAUUCCAAGAAAAAAAAUCAAGUUUGAUUCCCAUGUAUCUUUUGUUUCCAUGACAUGCUGCAGCACAAAAACCAUGCUGCAGAAACUAAGCAUAUCCAAGUUUGACCUGAAUAACUGAACUGUAUUUCUAGGUGAAGUUUUGAAAAGGCUUCCCAAAAUUCUGAGGUGGAUCCCUAGUUUCAUCAAAUAUGUAACCAAGAGAAAUAAGACUGAUUUAAAAGAUACCUACCAGCUUCAAAUUUAAAAUUGCAAGGCAGAAGUCCUAAACAUAAAAGCCCUCAGGAAUGUAGUUAUAUUAUCCCAAUGCCUUUUUUAGUUUAAUAUCAAGAUUGAGGGACCUUCCCUUGUGGUCCAGUGGUUAAGACUCCACACUCCCAAUGCAGGGGGCCCAGGUUCGAUCCCUGGUCGGCGAACUAUGAUCCCACAUACCGCAACUAAGCCCGCAUGCCGCAACUUCUGAGCCCAUGCGCUCUAGUUGCCUGAGUACUGCAACUAGAGAAGCCUGCGAGCCGCAUCCAGAGAGCCUGUGCAGCGCAAGGAAGACCGAAAACAGAAUUAAUUAAUUAAUUAAUUUAAACAAUAUUCCUUUAAAAAAAAUGAUUGAGUCUGUUAUGUGGAGGCAUCAAAAUGAAUUUGUCUUGCUUGGAGUCUGUAUGCAUGAAUAUACACUCAAACAUACCUAAUACAAUUUCAAAGUUUUAUAGACCAGCAGAAUUUAUGUCUUAUAGCAAUUCAGUAUCCAAAAACAUACAGGUUGACGUGGAAAAAGUCUAUUAACCAGAACCAGAUUAAGACUUUGAUACUAAAGAGACUAGGGACCCAACCCGUAAGUCACUCCAAAUAGUAUCAACACUAGACCAUAAAUAAGCAUAACAAGACACAAAAUUCUAAUUUUUCCCCUACUUUAUUUCAAGUUCUCCCUUUUUUAAACAUCAUUUUUGUGUGCUCAUACUUUGCUAGUGCUGAGACAUGGUCAACGUGCCUCUUGGGUGGUCCAGCAAUGGGACUUCCACCUCAAGCCUCACUGCACCCCAGGCCGUUAUGAGACAUUACAGGAGGUUCCCAAAGGGGAGAAUGGCCAGCCUCACACCACCCUUCUCUCACCCGCUUCCACUGGAUUCCUUAGCAGUGUCCCUGGCCGCAGGCUUCAGUGUUUUCCAAGCCAAGGAUGGCUCAGCAGCUAAUCUGGGAACAAGGAAGCCAGGACCAGCAGGCAACAAGGGGCACACUGAUCCAAGGAUGUCACAACCAAGAGGCAUGAAUUUUGCUUAUAACUUCUCAUUUUAACACAGCUCAAUAGGCUAUGUUUAGAUAAUCUCACUGUAUGAGUCCAUGUUACACUUAGGUUAGACCUCGGGACAAUGAGCAGCAACAGGCCUCCACUGUUAAGAGGAGGCAACCGGCACCAGCCACUUGUCUUCCUCUCCCCUCUCCCUGCAUCUUGCAUUCUCUUAAACAUGACAGUGUAGCAAGAAUAGGGCUUUUAAGUCAGAUGAUCACAAACCAAUUAUUUUUACAAUGUUAAGUGCAAGUGAUAUAUCUGAAUGGACUUUAUGAAUCAGAAAACUUCCACAACAGCAGACGACCGUGGAACACAGACAACCCAAAUUGAAGUUCACUUUUUUCCGGCUCUUUUAUUCCUUUAACAUCUUAACAAAAGAAGAUUCCCCAAAGCUUAAAAAAACCUUUGAAAAAUAUAAUUUCAUAUUAUUUACAUAACAUAUGAGUACAGGUCCCAAUAUCAUACAAACAUUGUUAUGUUAGAGAUACAGUGGGAAGGCAUGAUGUAACUCACUGCCUCUUGGAUGGCUAGGGUAACAGACAUAUUUUCAUUUUCCAACUACCUUUGUCACUUAUUAUCCUGAUGCAUAAACUAUUAGGCACCUGAGAGGUUGGAAGACUUCUGAACAUGAACUUCAGUACCUUCUAUUUUGAUCUUAUUUAUUAUUUUCAAAAUUUACUGCAUUUUAAAUCUCUUUACAAGUUUAAUUCAUCCACAACUAAGCUACCUUUAUAGUCAUUAUCCUGAACAAUCAAAUAUUAACCACAUGUACUGUUAAUGUGUGCACAGAUCUAAAAGUCAAACAAACAACUGUGCAGCCAAGUUGUACAGGAUGUAUAUUUAAACCCAGGAAAUUCCCUAGUGCUUUGUGAGCAAUCUAAAUUCUAUUAAAGUGACAACUCUUCAGUUUCCAUGCUCUAGACUGUUUUUUGUUUUACAUAUCAAAAAAUGACUGACAAUAAUUGCUACUUAUAAAUUAAUCAAGAAACCUAAGAUAAAAAAAUUCUAAA